This is a messenger RNA of Physeter macrocephalus (sperm whale), 3196 nucleotides long. RefSeq names its product aarF domain containing kinase 1 (gene ADCK1). The record is from RefSeq and is a predicted model, not a curated record. Bases 294 to 1991 code for a protein of 565 amino acids. Gene Ontology annotation, molecular function: ATP binding; protein kinase activity. Gene Ontology annotation, biological process: protein phosphorylation. The transcript has 12 exons. NCBI's taxonomy places the organism in Eukaryota, Metazoa, Chordata, Mammalia, Artiodactyla, Physeteridae.
GGAGCUGGAGGGAAGCAGCAGGUGGCUCACCCAGACCUCCUCAGCCUAGGUGGGCUGUGGGCUCCGAGGCGCAGGCGUCCGAGGCUGGAACGCAGGCUGGAUCAGAGCAGGGGCGCGCAGAUAUCCUUGCCUUCCGCAGGGGCCUGGGCGACCCUGGAGCGCGCCGUAUCUAUAGCACUUGGCUGGGCCCUGAGCUUCCGGAUCGCACAGUAAACGUGUGCUGAUGACAGCGCUGUAUGGAUAGCAGCCUUUAGAAGACGCCUAGUACAACUCUCUCCCCAGGGUCUGGGGACAUGGCCCGGAGGGCUCUCAAGCUUGCUUCGUGGACCAGCAUGGCUCUUGCCGCCUCUGGCUUCUACCUCUACAGGAACAAGUACUUGGACCUCAACGACUUUGGCGCUGUCAGGGUGGGCAGAGCAGUUGCCACGACAGCUGUCAUCAGUUACGACUAUCUUACCUCCUUGAGGAGUGUCCCCUAUGGCUCAGAGGAAUACUUGCAGCUUCGAUCCAAGGUGCACCUUCGCUCUGCCAGGCGCCUUUGCGAGCUCUGCUGUGCCAACCGGGGCACGUUCAUCAAGGUGGGCCAGCACCUGGGGGCUCUGGACUACCUGCUGCCGGAGGAGUACACCAGCACGCUGAAGGUGCUACACAGCCAGGCCCCACAGAGCAGCAUGCAGGAGGUCCGCCAGGUCAUCCGAGAGGACCUGGGCAAAGAGCUCCCAGGGACAAGGGCUCAGUGUUUUGAUGGGCCAUCUGACCAGAGUGGCUAUGAGAAUGCAGAAGAGAACCACUGUGAUUCAGAUGGGAAAAUGCACCCGUCAUUGUUUCAUACAAACCUACAGAUUCAUGAUUUGUUCAUGAGCUUUGACGAUGCCCCUCUGGGAGCUGCCUCCCUGGCCCAGGUCCACAAGGCGGUGCUGCAUGAUGGGCGGACGGUGGCCGUGAAGGUCCAGCACCCAAAGGUGCAGGCUCAGAGCUCAAAGGACAUUCUUCUGAUGGAGGCGCUCGUCCUGGCUGUGAAGCAGCUAUUUCCAGAGUUUGAGUUCAUGUGGUUGGUGGAUGAAGCCAAGAAGAACCUGCCUUUGGAGCUGGAUUUCCUCAACGAAGGGAGGAACGCCGAGAAAGUGGCCCAAAUGCUCAAGCACUUUGACUUCUUAAAGGUCCCCCAAAUCUACUGGGAGCUGUCCACCAAGCGGGUCCUUCUGAUGGAGUUUGUGGACGGCGGGCAGGUCAACGACAGAGACUACAUGGAGAGGAACAAGAUUGACGUCAAUGAGAUCUCGCGCCACCUGGGCAAGAUGUACAGUGAGAUGAUCUUUGUCAACGGCUUCGUGCACUGUGACCCUCACCCAGGCAAUGUGCUGGUGCGGAAGUGCCCGGGCACAGGAAAGGUGGAGAUCGUCCUGUUGGACCAUGGGCUUUACCAGGUGCUCACGGAAGAGUUCCGCCUGGAUUACUGUCACCUCUGGCAGUCGCUGAUCUGGACCGACAUGAAGAGCGUGAAGAAGUACAGCCAGCGCCUGGGAGCCGGGGACCUCUAUCCCUUGUUCACCUGCAUGCUGACAGCCCGGUCGUGGGACUCAGUCAACAGGGGCAUUGGCCAAACUCCAGUCACCGCCACUGAGGACUCAGAGAUCCGCAACAAUGCGGCCAACUACCUGCCCCAGAUCAGCCGCCUUCUCAGCCUCGUGCCGCGUCAGAUGUUGCUCAUCUUCAAGACCAACGACCUGCUGCGGGGCAUCGAGGCCGCCCUGGGCACCCGCGCCAGCGCCACCUCCUUCCUCAACAUGUCACGUUGCUGCAUCAAGGCACUGGCCGCGCACAAGAAGAAGAAUACCCAUUCAUUCUUCAGAAGGGCCCAGAUCUCUCUCAGUGAGGCCUUCAACUUAUGGCAGAUCAACCUUCAUGAACUCGUUCUGCGUGUGAAGGGGCUGAGGCUGGCCAGCUGGGUCUUGGCCCUGCUCUGCUGGCUGUUGCCUGCUCCACACUGAGUGGACUUGCUGUUCCCUUCCCGGUGUGACUUUGUGGUGGCCAAGCGGUCUUUUCACUCCUCACUCUUCCAUCAUGUCUCUACCCACUUGCCCCGUUUCUGCCAGCUGGUGGCCUGGAGCCCCACGGUCACUGUCCAUGGCACCGUUAUGCUCCACCUCUGAAAUUCCUCUCCUUUGGAGCCCUUGUCUUGGCACCCCCCAAGCUGUGCCGUGUGAUAGGUUUCUUUCUCUCUGUAUCCAGGGAGAAGUCACGGCAGUCUGCUUUCCCGCUCCCCACGUGGGCCAUUGGGUUGGAUGCCCCCCACCUUCCGUUAACCCUUCCUGUUAUCAGGAUGGACCUUGAAUCCCACUGAGGGCACAUUUAACUUGUAGGAAGUUUGAUUUUGCUGGAGCGGAGCGUGGUCUCUGAACUGGAGAACAGUUUCCUCUCCUUGCGCUGUCACUCCGCAGAGGUGCCGACCUCAGCAAGGUGGCUUGGCACCCAAGCCAGGCUCUGUUGCAGCUGUGAGUUCACUGCUGUCGUGGGGACCCCUUUGGUGUUUUAUGUACUGUGAUUCAAUAAAAACCCCUUCAGGGUUGCAGAGCAGAGCUUGGUCAGUGGGAGUUUUAUUCCAGGUUGGGAGUGAAUCUACUUUGGCCACUAGGUAGGAGUGGAUCUGGAUGCCGUGUGCCAUUGUGAUCUGCUUGGCUUCUUGUCCCUGAUGAAAUCCUUCCACCCUUCCACUGUGCGGCAGCUUUCUGAUUCUCGUAUGUUUCUCUCACUUUCUAAGACUGAGACCUUGGUUGGAGGUGUUAGGAAGCCCAAGGCCAGGAACUCAGAGGCUCAGCUGAAACCUCUGACUUUGGUUCCCCCGGCUUCUCACCUCAUUCCCUGUGACCUGGCACCUGCCUUGUUCUACCAAUUGGCUUCUGACUUAGCCCUUGGAUUCAUCAUUUGAUACCCCCAGUCCUGGAGACUGUAGUCUAAAGUUCAGUCACUGUGGCUGGGCUUCCACUCUGAAACCUCUUUGUCACCUGUCUGGGCUCUACUUCUACCUUAUUGCCUGUUGCCAGCCUGCCCCUCCCCCCACUCGAUCAUCUGGCCCUGUUUUGGGGAUACCCACAAACUCCUGCUCUAACUUCUGUGUUUGUGUGGUCUCCAGAUCCCUAAGACCCCAGAUAUGGCAGGUCCUAGCUCUCACUGAGCACCCAGGCUCACAGAGAGU